Molecule: messenger RNA, 1104 nt
Organism: Bombina bombina (fire-bellied toad)
Lineage: Eukaryota; Metazoa; Chordata; Amphibia; Anura; Bombinatoridae
Product: E3 ubiquitin/ISG15 ligase TRIM25-like
Exons: 2
Coding region: 1-1104 (367 amino acids)
Molecular function (GO): protein binding
Source: RefSeq, a predicted model, not a curated record
AUGGCGCCUGCUGUCCUGAGAGAGGAGCUAACCUGCCCCAUCUGCCUGAGCAUUUUUAAAGAUCCUGUACUACUGAGAUGUGGCCAUAACUUCUGCCUGGGCUGUAUUGAGAAAUUACUGCGUAUCCAGGAUAUAUUAAGUGUUUAUAUCUGUCCUCUGUGCAGGAAACGGUUUACUAACAGACCUGCACUGCAGAGGAACCUGAAGUUAUGUAACAUAGUAGGAGUUGUAUUCCCUACUCAUCAAGGGACACAUUCUGGGGUUUUCUGCACUUACUGUAUUCUCUCUCCUGUACCUACUACUAAAUCCUGUCUGCAUUGUGAGGCUUCUCUGUGUGAUGCCCACCUGAGGGUACACAGCAAGUCUGAGGAACAUGUAUUAACUGAGCCCACCACUUCCUGGGAACAGGAAUCACACAGAGCUGACUUUUGUAGUGCUGAGAAGGGAGAUAAUGAGGAGAGAGAUGAUAAACAGGUCCCUGCUGGAGAGGAUUUGGGUGAGGGUUUGAUCUCUGUAACCUUAUACAGAGGUUUAGCUGAUAUUGUGACUGAUAUAAAAAAAAGACUCUAUGUACAGGUGACAUCAGAUAUAUUACUGGAUGUAAACACAGCUCCUAAUACUGUAAAUGUAUCUGGUGACUUAAAAACUGCAUCCUGGACAGAAUUAAACCAGGAUUGGGCAGAAUCAUCACAAAGAUUUACAGAUAAUGUUCCUCAGGUAUUAAGCACCAGGAGCUUUUCCUCAGGACAACAUUACUGGGAAGUGGCAACUAGUGAGGAAGGGGAAUGGGGUUUGGCAGUUUGUUAUCCCAGUAUAGAAAGACAGGGAGAUGCGUCUGAGCUAGGAAAGAAUAACAAGUCCUGGGCAUUGUAUGGUAAUGAGAACAAAUGUACAGUUGUACAUAACACAAUAAUCUCCCCAUUAUCUCACUGUCUAUCCUGUGACAGAGUAGGAAUACUGCUGGACUAUGAGGGUGGGCGUCUGUCCUUUUAUGAGCUGUGUGACCCAAUCAAACACUUACAAACCUUCACUGCUACCUUCACUGAGCCUCUUCAUGCUGCAUUUUGGGUAGGAUUACAUGCCAGGGUGAGCAUCAUGACCUAG